Molecule: messenger RNA, 2065 nt
Organism: Scatophagus argus
Lineage: Eukaryota; Metazoa; Chordata; Actinopteri; Scatophagidae
Gene: irx5b
Product: iroquois homeobox 5b
Exons: 3
Coding region: 282-1574 (430 amino acids)
Biological process (GO): regulation of transcription by RNA polymerase II; neuron differentiation; cell development
Cellular component (GO): nucleus
Molecular function (GO): DNA-binding transcription factor activity, RNA polymerase II-specific; RNA polymerase II cis-regulatory region sequence-specific DNA binding
Source: RefSeq, a predicted model, not a curated record
CUCCUUCAGUCUCUCUCUCUCUCCCUCUUCAGUCUGUCAGAGGCUUCAGCUCAGCUCAGUUCAGCAGCAGCGGAAGUGGAAAAACUUGCAGCAGAAGCGCACAAACUAAACCCAGCGGCCACCUGCGAUGCUCCUGGAUGCUCCUCCGCUUUUAAACCUCCUCUUCCCUCUUUUUCUUCUUCUUCUUCUUCUCUUCUCUCUGCUGUCCCGGGGAGACGCACACGUUCACUCUCCGAUGUGAGUUCGUCCGUGCGCAAUAGUCCGGCUCCGUGCGCGCCGUCAUGGCUUACCAGCCUCAGGGUUUCCUCUUCCAGCCGUCCGUGUCGCUGGCUCUGCACUCCUGUCCGUCCUUCGGCUCCGGGGUCAUCUUAGGGCCGAGGACGGAGGAGCUCGGCCGCUCCUCUUCGGGCUCAGCCUUCGCUCCGUACUCGGGAUCGGCGACCUCUCCCGGCUUCAACUCGCACCUCCCGUACGGCGGGGAGCCCCGGGCCGCCGCCACCCUCAACUCCUUCGUGAGUCCUGGUUAUGAUCCGUCCUCGGGCAUCUCCGGCUCCUUAGAUUACCACCCGUUCGGGGCCCUGGGGCCAUACCCAUACGGAGACCCCACCUACAGGAAGAACGCCACGCGGGACGCCACGGCCACGCUGAAGGCCUGGCUGAAUGAGCACCGGAAGAACCCGUACCCCACCAAGGGGGAAAAGAUCAUGCUGGCCAUCAUCACCAAGAUGACCCUCACUCAGGUGUCCACCUGGUUCGCCAACGCUCGCCGGAGGCUGAAGAAGGAGAACAAGAUGACCUGGACCCCCAGAAACAGGAGCGAGGACGAGGAGGAGGAGGACAACAUCGACCUGGAGCGGAAUGACGAGGACGAGGAGCCGCUGAAGCCCAACAACGACGAGCCGGAGACGAAGAGCGAAGCCGCCGUCCGCCGCUCGCCGUCCGUUGGAGACUCCUGUGUGCUGAUGUUCAGAGACGACAGCGGCAGCAGCAGUGACGCCGAUCGAGGGUUCACUGACGCGGACUUUAAAGACUCCGGGGACGGGAGGCCGCCCCACAUCCCGGGCCACACCUCCACAGGGGCCCCUCCCCAGAACUCACCCCCGGGGACGGUCAGAGUGCUGGAGCCAGAGCACACGCCGGGGCCGCCGUCUAAGGAGCACGCCGACUCCUGCAACGCCAUUCAGGGGCCAAACCCGGCCCCUAAACCCAAACUGUGGUCCCUGGCAGAGAUCGCCACAUCUUCGGAUAAAAGUAAAGGAUCUAAUGACUGUUCACAAAGCGGAGGGGCGGGACAGCAGCAGGCCUCAGCCCACCCCUCGUCCACAAGCCGGACCCCGUUCCCCCACAGCCCCGCCCUGCCCCGACACCUCUACUACACCGCCCCCUUCAUCCCCGGAUACUCCAGCUUUGGCCCCCUGGGGCCCCUGCAUGGCAGCCCCGGCUCACACUUGGCCUCCACGACGCAUUUAAACGGAUUACACCAGACGAUGCUGCAGAGAGCCGAGGCCAUAGCCAGAGACUGCAAACUGCGCAGUCAUGAACUGAAGAAAGGCAUGACGAACAUGCAGACCUGAAGGGCCGUUAAAAACUUUAUUUACUCGGACCGUUUGUGGGAUCCUCCUCAGAAACACCCUGGAUAUAAAAAAACUAUUGAACAGAGACAAAAGGCCCAUCUGAGGCCCCUGACUUUUAUUUAGAAAAACAAAUGUUCAUUUUUAGACGCAGUUUUUCUAUGUUGAUAAGAUGUAAUCUUUGUAGUGCGUUUCUGCACAGAACAUGAAGCAUCAUUAAAAGAUAGUUUUAUUAAUACAGAACUGACCACCGGCCAUGUGUCAAAUUAAAUUUGCCUCAAAUCGAAGCUCGACAUUCAAAACUGCUCAGGAAAAAGAUGAACAGGAGCUUUUCAAUUUGAUUUAUUUUUCCAGGAGAACUUCUCCUGCUGGAGAAUAACAGUUUAACCACAGUUUGAGGAGGAUGUUUGCACAUCCCAAAAAGUCUAAAAAUUGAUUGAAUUCAGCACUUUAAUUAAGUGGUUGGAUCAAAAUAAUGUAAUUCAUCGUUAAGG